Molecule: messenger RNA, 3171 nt
Organism: Poeciliopsis prolifica (blackstripe livebearer)
Lineage: Eukaryota; Metazoa; Chordata; Actinopteri; Cyprinodontiformes; Poeciliidae
Gene: selenoo2
Product: selenoprotein O2
Exons: 10
Coding region: 44-1930 (628 amino acids)
Source: RefSeq, a predicted model, not a curated record
CCAGAUUAUCGCUGCCCUGUUAUUCUAAUCCCCUCUCUGCUCCAUGGAGUCCUCUCAAACUGCCUCCUCCGCUCUGGAACGACUCGCCUUCAACAACACGGUGCUGAAACGACUCCCGGUCGAUGUCUCCGCCGGGCCCGGCUCCAGGACUGUCCCGGCAGCGUGCUUCUCCCGUGUCGGCUCCCUUCACCCGCUGCUCCGGCCCAGACUCGUGGCGCUGUCCCAGCCCGCUCUCUCUCUAUUGGGCCUGACUGUGCAAGCCGUGCAGGACGACCCUCUGGCCCCGGAGUAUCUGAGCGGCUCCAGAGCUCUGCCCGGUUCCGAGCCGGCUGCGCACUGCUACUGCGGGCAUCAGUUCGGGCUGUUCGCGGGUCAGCUGGGUGAUGGAGCGGUCAUGUACCUGGGGGAGGUGGAGUCUGAAACCCAAGGACGUUGGGAGAUACAGGUGAAAGGUGCUGGAGUCACACCUUACUCCAGAGACGGUGACGGCAGGAAGGUGCUUCGCUCCAGCAUCAGAGAGUUCCUAUGCAGCGAAGCCAUGUUUGCCCUGGGGAUCUCCACCACCCGAGCAGCCUCCCUCGUCACCUCUGACCUCCUCGUCGGCAGAGAUCCUCUCAACAACGGUGAACGGAUUCCGGAGCGUUGCUCAGUUGUCAUGCGUCUCGCCCCUUCUUUCAUCAGAUUUGGCUCCUUUGAGAUCUUCCUGGGCCAGGAUGAGUUCUCCGGCCUGCAGGGUCCCAGUGCGGGGCGCCACGACAUCCGUGCCCGGCUGCUGGAUUAUGUGAUUGAGAGCUUCUAUCCACGCAUUCAGCAGGCUCACAGCAACAGGAAGGAAAGAAAUCUCUCUUUUUUCAGAGAGGUGAUGAUGCGGACUGCGAAGCUGGUGGCCCAGUGGCAGUGUGUUGGGUUUUGCCAUGGUGUCCUCAACACAGACAACAUGAGCAUCCUGGGUCUGACUCUGGACUACGGGCCCUUUGGUUUCAUGGACAGAUUUGAUCCAGAUUUUGUCUGCAAUGCUUCAGACAAAAGGGGGCGCUAUUCGUACCAGGCGCAGCCCUCCGUGUGCCGCUGGAACCUGGCUCGUCUGGCCGAGGCGCUGGGCUCUGAGCUGAAGGCAGCGGACGCGGGAGCGGUGCUGGAUGACUUCAUGCCCACUUACGAGGCUUUCUACCUGCGUGGCAUGAGAAAAAAGUUGGGACUCGUGAGAAAAGAAGAGGCAGAGGACAGAGACCUCGUGUCAGGCCUAUUGCGGGUCAUGCACAACACGGGGGCUGAUUUCACCAACACUUUUCGCCUUCUCAGCCGGGUACCUUGGCCUGAGGGAGAAGAGGACGAGAAGGCCACAGUGGGGCCAGUGGUGGACCUCAUUCUAAAGCAGUGUGCCUCCAUUGAGGAGUUAAAGCAUUUUGGAAAACAGUCUCACCAAGAUAACGUUGAACUAGCAAUGAUUCUGUCCAUGGCGCAGACCAACCCGGUCAUGUUCGGAAUGGUAGCAGACAGGCCAGACGUGGCCCGGCAGCUGGAACUCAUGGGCCGGCUGAAAGAGCUCCUGGAGACGGAUCAAGACGAGCUGAAAGAAAAACAGCGCGACGAAUGGAUCCGCUGGGUUUGCAGAUACAGGAGGCGCUUAGCGCGGGAGUUUGAUGGCGCAAGUGACUUGCACCUUGUUGAAAAGGAGAGGCUGAGAGAGAUGAACAGCAGCAAUCCCCGUGUGGUUCUUCGCAACUAUAUUGCACAGGAUGCUAUUCAAGCAGCAGAAAAAGGAGACUUCUCUGAGGUCAACAGAAUUCUCAAAGUUCUGGAGGAACCGUACACAGACCCUGAGCCUUUGCGCCAGCAGGAUGGAACGUGUGGCGAAAAGGAGAAGCUGUAUGCUGAUGGCUACGAUGCCAUGCCUCCUGCUUGGGCUCAAAAAAUCUGCAUCACUUGAUCCACGUAGGGCCUCCCUAUGCUGCUGCUGAGAGAGACGUCUGUUUUCACUGCAGCAAACAGAUUAUUUGUCAUAUGUUUCUGUUACAUCUUAAACAUGACAUAGACAGGAGAGAAACGUUUACAUCAGUCACCCAGUUACUUUCUCUCAGACUCUCUCUUCUGUUGCGUAAAGGGAGGAUGUUAUGUUCUGGUGUGUUCCGCCAUUCAUUUUUGCACAGAAUUAAAUUUGGUCACAUUGCAAGGUAGUUUUAUAUGUAAAAAAAAACAUAUUUAUAUUAAAGUUUAUAUCAGAAAAAAAAUCUUCAAAACUACUGGCACCCCUGUAUUCAUGUGUAAAAAGUCUUUAAACAAAGUCAUAUUUAAUUUCAGAAGCCUGAUAUUACACCAACAAACUGAGAAAAACUAUUAUUUUAAUCAGUUUGGCAAUACUUCAAAAAGAAACCAUAAAAUCUGAAAAAAAGACAAUAAAAUCCACCAGAUUGAGUUUUUCAUCAAAUGUUCAUCAUAGAAAACUACAGCUAAAAAGUCUAGUGGACAAAUACUAGAUCUAUAGAAACCAGGUCAGGCUUCCAUACCAAAACUUUAUUAUUUAAUAAAUUAUGUCCUUAGUCAAAAUACCAGAAACUUGCCUAAUGUCAUAUAGACUUUCAGAGAAAAGGCAAACAUUACACAAUGGUUUUGGAAGAAAAUGAUUUAUGUGGAAAAAAAAACCUUGUAUGGUGGAGGAACUAUGAUGCUGUGGGCCUGCUUGGCCACCAAGCAUUUUGGAAACCCUGUUGGGGUGGAUAACUCCUUUAAUACCAGGAGUAUUUCAGCAAUGGUACUAACAAAGAAAUUGUUCAUAUGCCAUACAAUCACCAUAUCAUAAAAAAUACAUAACUUCUACACCAAGGAUGCCAGUAGGUACGUGGAGCAUUGUCAAUUUAGCAUUAUACUUCAAAUACUGUUUUUUUAUAGACUGAAUGGAAUCAGGUGGACUUGCACUGCAUCAAAGCUCAUACUGACAAACGCACAACUUCAUAAUGAUUCUAAUACGGAUGAAGAAUGACGGCUCAGAUGACCAGUCACAUCGUGACCUGUCUGAGCCUGAAGUUACAGGAACACACCAGAAACGUACACCUACACAAAAACCAUCACUGGACUGAGUUUUAGCCUGUAAAUUGCUAACUUGUGUCACAUGACAUGACUGGAGCGGUCUUCAAUAAAAGCAGCUGUAGUGGCUGGUCUGUCUGAACUGGA